This is a messenger RNA of Leptidea sinapis, 1048 nucleotides long. RefSeq lists its product as uncharacterized. The transcript is spliced from 2 exons. NCBI's taxonomy places the organism in Eukaryota, Metazoa, Arthropoda, Insecta, Lepidoptera, Pieridae. The record is from RefSeq and is a predicted model, not a curated record. Bases 136 to 825 code for a protein of 229 amino acids.
GGUAGUAAGUAGUAUCUUGGAAUAACUCUUUGUAAUGAGAAUGUUGAUCUUGAUGAUUUAUUUCUUCAAUGAUGAUUGAAUCUGGGUGAUUUGAAUUUUGACUGUAUUUGUAAAAUGUAAAUAAAAACAAUAAAAAUGGCUGAUGACUUUAAUGAAACGGAUCUAAAUGAUAUAGAAAACCUUAAAUCUGCCGUGAAAACAUCAUUUGGAAAAAUAUAUGCGUCUUUAAAAGCCAGAGAGUUAAAAACACUGAGACAGCUUGAAGUACUUCAAAAACAAUGCGACAACAAAGAUAUAGAAAGAAGUUUUGUUAAAAAUAUACAUAUAAGUUAUGAAAAUGAGAAAUUACUAUUAGAUAAUGUAAGUAAUUAUGGUGCAAUUAAAUUUGAUAAACUAUGCUUUGAAAAUAGUACUUUUUUAUCAGAGGAUUAUGUGAGUCCUAACGAUGAUCAUAUUUAUUUUUAUAAAGAAAUACAAGACAUUAGUAAUGAUCAAAAUAAAGAAUUGAGAGAAAUAGAAGAGGCGGCCUUGAAAGAAAUAACUAGAACAGAAGACUGUGUUUGCUCUGUUAAUAUAAGACCCGAAGAUGUGGCACGAAAAUUUCAUGAUAUACCUGAAACUAAUUCAUUAAGUAGUGUUAAGAUUAUAGAAGUAAAUAUCAAAGAAGAAACUGAAGUGGAAAAUGAAGAUGUCAAAAGUACACAAUCCGACCCAGAUUCAGUUAAAUUGAAUCCAACAGAUGAUUGGUUAAAUUCAAUAAAAAAUCAAACUGAGACUGAACCAUCACAAGUAUGUGAUCUCAUGGAACAAAGCACUAUAUCAUGAACCCUAAAAAUAAAAUAAUUUUGAGUAACUGGUAAAAUUCGGUAAGAGUAGAUAUUCUUUGUCUGAUGUGUGUGUGUUUCAAAAAUAUUGUGUGUGUAUAUGGCUGCUAGUGUCAGUAGCGACUAACUGUUUAAAUCAUACCAUAUUUUUUUAUGCAAGAUCUAAUGUAAUAGAGUAUAUUUUUAUAUUUUAUAUAAACAAGCUGAAUGAGAUUUUGUUUUUA